Messenger RNA from Mycena citricolor, 777 nucleotides. The record is from the annotation of a GenBank genome assembly. Lineage: Eukaryota; Fungi; Basidiomycota; Agaricomycetes; Agaricales; Mycenaceae.
AUGACGUCCUCACUCAACUCUUGCCCGACCGAACUCUGGGAGCAGAUUCUGUCCACCCUGUGGCACUCACCACUGUCUUUUGCGGAGAGGAAGCAAUUCAUCCUCGCCUCGACGUUAGUGUGCAAGAGAUGGAGCGCCGUGUAUGAUCUGGUUGCAGCUCGCGAUGUCUAUAUCGUAUCCCCCACCCCGUGCGACGAGUUCCGGCAGCGCGUCCGGGCAGAAGCCACGGCAUCGACCCGUGCUGCUAUAGCCCGAAUCGGCGCUGCACCCACCCAUCAGGGCCAGUCGUUCGUGCAACGAUUGCUCCAGCGCAUCUGGCCCCACAGAUCGGCAGCCGAAUCCACCCAGGCGCCGACGAACAACUUCCGAUGCCGCUCUAUAACCAUUUCGCUCACCAACUGCCCUUCUACGGGCCGCCUCUCUCUGGGCUCCUGCCUCGACGAGCUGCUCGAAACCCUGGACGUGUUCUCCGAAACCCUGCCCAAUCUCCGAAGACUCAAUAUCGAAUACACAGACGCGUCGCCCGAUGAUCUCUUCACGCGGCGCACCUUCGCGGGCCUCCCACCCCAGCUGACGCAUCUCCACAUCCGAUUUACGGAGACCGCGUCUUCCGCUCCAGCCGCGGAAAACACUGAGCAUCCCGCGCGAGACCCGCCGCGUCCCAAGUGGUACUCGGAGACCCCCGUGAUCGUGUCGAUCUUUGGGGUCAACGAAAAUGUGGUGAAGAGGAUGAGUGAGGCCGUCCCCUGCGGCAGCGUUAUCGCAGCAAAAGACUGA